Danio rerio (zebrafish) is the source of this 5601-nucleotide messenger RNA. NCBI's taxonomy places the organism in Eukaryota, Metazoa, Chordata, Actinopteri, Cypriniformes, Danionidae. The record is from RefSeq and is a predicted model, not a curated record.
AGGGUGACGGUGUUGGGCUCCAAACUUUCACAUACCGGCGAUUGCUUAAUUCAUCCGUCUUCAUUCAGUAAGAUCUGUCACUGCCAUAAAUACUAUACAGAAGUCUUCUUAUCAUUCACAAUAGUGUAAAUUUAUCCGAAGAGUUCGCGUCUCCUCAUUUUGAAAGUUGUUUUUUCUCUCUCUCGUUUGAAGUGCGGAGAUUUGGGAGAGCCACAAGUUAAAUGGACGCACGAGGAUCGCAUUUGUGUAUGUGAGUGUAAUUUAAACAUAAUGGUGAAGGGCAGAAAAACGGAUAAUUAACUUCUCUUGACACUGCUGUUGGAUUGGGUUUUGUACAUAACGAAUUCCAGUCAACGGAAAAACUUCGACCCAAGUUUUCCUGCUGUUGGUCGUCGUGUGAUCCAGCAGGUGGAGAAACACAAGCCGCUGUUUCAUCAUUGAAAACAACACUGGAAUAUCUUCUUAAAUAAACCAGUUUUCCUUUGGAAAUCUUCCUGGAUUUAAUUUCGACGACUUGGUGGCUCAAAAAAGCAACUGUCCUAAGCUAGUGUUGAGUAGUUGGUGAUCAUGGCGUCGUCCUCAGUGAAAGUAGCUGUGCGAGUGCGGCCUUUCAACAGCCGAGAGACAAACAGAGGAGCCAAGUGUGUGAUCCAGAUGCAGGACAAGAGCACCUGUAUUACUAAUCCCAAACAGCCCAAGGAAUCACCCAAGAACUUCACCUUUGACUAUUCAUAUUGGUCACACAGCUCGGAAGAAGACCCAUCCUUUGCAUCUCAGAGGAAGGUUUAUCAGGACAUCGGCGAGGAGAUGCUGCUUCAUGCUUUUGAGGGUUAUAAUGUGUGUAUCUUCGCUUAUGGACAGACGGGAGCAGGGAAAUCUUACACAAUGAUGGGAAAACAGGAUCCAGGACAGCAAGGCAUUAUUCCACAGAUGUGUGAGGAUUUGUUCAGACAGACGGCAGAAAACACUGACCCUGACCUGUCCUUCUCUGUAGAGGUGUCAUAUAUGGAGAUUUACUGUGAGCGGGUUCGAGACUUGCUAAACCCAAAAAGCAAAGGCGCUUUAAGGGUCAGAGAGCAUCCUAUCAUGGGCCCAUAUGUAGAAGACCUCUCCAAAAUGGCGGUUACCAACUAUAGUGAUAUUGCAGAUCUCAUGGACACCGGCAACAAAGCAAGGACGGUUGCUGCCACAAACAUGAAUGAGACCAGCAGUCGCUCUCAUGCCGUCUUCACCAUUCUCUUCACCCAGCACCGACACGACCACAUGACCAGCCUAGACACCGAGAAGGUGAGCAAGAUCAGCCUGGUUGAUCUGGCUGGAAGUGAGAGAGCAGACUCAUCUGGAGCCAAAGGCAUGAGGUUAAAGGAGGGAGCCAAUAUUAACAAAUCUCUGACAACACUGGGUAAAGUCAUCUCAGCGUUGGCAGACAUGCACGGCUCAAAGAAGAGACGCUCCGAUUUCAUUCCCUACAGGGAUUCUGUGCUCACGUGGUUAUUGAGAGAAAAUCUAGGUGGAAACUCCCGCACAGCCAUGAUCGCUGCUCUGAGCCCGGCAGAUAUCAAUUAUGAAGAAACACUCAGUACUCUCAGGUAUGCAGACAGAGCUAAGCAGAUCAAGUGUAACGCUGUCAUAAAUGAGGAUCCAAACGCUCGUCUUGUCAGGGAGCUUAAAGAAGAGGUGAACAGACUGAAGGAGCUGCUUCUGUCUCAGGGACUCAGCAACCUUAUUACUGCCUCAGGGUCUGAAACGGGCCAUCCAGCUUUAGCAGGAGUGUUAGGAGAGCCCCAUCAGCCCUCGCUGCCAUAUGUCCAGUCUACCUCUGAUGCACCAAUGGAAGGAGUGACAACCACCAGUCCCUCUGAGCCAAUCAGCAAAGAGGAGGCCGCUGAGAGACUCAAGGAAACUGAAAAGAUCAUUGCAGAGCUAAAUGAAACAUGGGAGGAGAAACUCAGGAAAACUGAGGAAAUACGUCAGGACAGGGAGUCGCUGCUGGCUGAGAUGGGUGUGUCAGUGAAAGAGGAUGGAGGAACAGUCGGUGUCUUCUCGCCCAAAAAAACACCUCACCUGGUGAACCUGAACGAGGAUCCUCUGAUGUCUGAGUGUCUGAUCUACUAUAUUAAAGAUGGAGUCACCAGGGUUGGUCAAGAGGAUGUGGAUAUUCGCCUCAGUGGUCAGUUCAUAAAGGAGCUGCACUGCGUCUUCUGUAGUGAAAUCAAUGAGAAUAAUGAGGUGGUGGUAACUUUGGAGCCGUUAGUUGGAGCGGAGACGUAUGUCAAUGGCAAACAGGUCACUGAAGGUGUUGUGCUCAAACAAGGUAACCGUAUAGUGAUGGGGAAGAACCAUGUGUUCAGGUUUAACCACCCUGAGCAGGCCCGAUUAGAGAGAGAGCGCAGCGCCACACAGGAGCAGCAGGGGGAGCCGGUGGACUGGAGCUAUGCACAGAAAGAGCUGCUGGAGAAACAAGGCAUCGAUAUAAAGCAGGAGAUGGAGAAGAGACUACAAGACCUUGAGAAUCAGUACCGUAAAGAGAAGGAAGAGGCCGACCAGAUACUGGAACAACAGAGGCUGUAUGCAGAUUCAGACAGCGGAGAUGAUUCUGAUAAGAGAUCCUGUGAGGAGAGCUGGAGACUCAUCUCUUCUCUCAGAGAAAAACUACCUGCCAACAAGAUGCAGUCGAUCGUGAAGAAGUGCGGUUUGCCCAGCAGCGGGAAGCGGAGAGAGCCGCUGCGUGUGUAUCAGAUCCCCCAGCGCCGCCGCAUACCCGCCACCCAGGAGUCCAAACAAAGACUCAGCGUCGAGGAGCUGCGCACACAGGCUGUUAAAGAGAUCUGCUAUGAGGUUGCACUUGGGGAUUUUAAGCACACGCGGCAAGAGAUCGAGGCCUUGGCUAUUGUCAGAAUGAAGGAGCUCUGUCGGACAUAUUGCCAGAAAGACCCUCAGGAGAGAGAGACCUGGAAAAGUGUGGCGAAGGAUGUAUGUGAGACUGUGGGCAUUGGGGAAGAAGAGGGAGACAGGGAGGACAGAAUUGCAGCAGCAGCAGCUGGAGGAGGAAGUGAAGGAGGAAAGACCGAUAUGGGAGACCUCAAGGCUCAUAUCGACAAACUGACUGACAUUCUGCAGGAGGUGAAGCUGCAGAAUAAUAUGAAGGACGAGGAAAUCCGAUCACUGAGGGAUCGCAUGGUGAAGAUGGAGAAGAUAUUCCCAGUUGAUGUUAAGGGAGAUGAUGAAGAUGUUGAAUUUGGUGGGGCCAGGGUUGAAGAACCGACAGCACAAGUCAACAGACGAAAUGAGGAUUCUGGGUACCGGCGCGGUCGCCAUCGCUGGCAGUAUCCAGAAAAAUACCACGACCCAAAACGCCGCAAAGGAGCCAACAAUCAGCCAAACAAUGCGCUCUACACACCGCCCCCGGGACACUCUCAGAAUAACCCGUUCAACACAGCAUCCUCUCGACCAUCAAAUCCAUCGUUCAAUUCUCAACCCUCUCGCAACCCCAAUGGGCCUUUCCUACCAGGAACUGGACGCUUUCUGCCCCCACAAGAUAGGAAACUACAGUUCCCGUUUAAGAAUAAUCCCCAACACCGAGGCUUCAAUUGGGGCCCUUGUGGAAACCAAGAACCAGCAGCACAGUCUUCCCUAAAUACAGAUGAAGUUCACACUUUCCAAUCCUCUCCUUCACCGAAACCACAGUGGCCGAAUAAUCAUCACCAACAAAGACGCAAUCAUGGAAACAGAGGCUACGGAAACUGGGGGAACCGACAACGCUCUCGAAAUAGAGGACGAAAUCCCUUUGAUGGAUAUUUAACUAGUGAUCAAGCUGGAAACGCAGAACACAGGGACAGCGGAUCAGUCCAAAUGCAGCACAAGCAGGGUCGAGCGCGCUACACUUGGUACAAUCCCGGUUUUGUUUCAGACCAGUCUGCUGGAGACGGAUUCCAGCACAACUACAACCAAAGCAGACAAGGUCUCUACAAACACCCCAACUCGGAGUACAACCACUACCAGAUCUCUUCUAAACAGGACUAUCAUCCGGAAGUGACCCAAUAUGUGUCCGUAGGCUAUCCCAAUCCACCAUCAGUCCCGGAUUGCAGUAGCACACCAAUGGAGACCUGAUUUUGAGCUCUUAAUCUGAUUGUUCUUGUGCGUCGUUCCUGACUCUUCGGACCCUCGGAUGGGGUGUUGUGGUUUGUCGUGGAAGGGUUUUCUGAUGAUGGGAGCGUCCAGGAAGUUGGAGAAUCUCCUUAGUGCAAUAACAGACAAAACAUUUUAUGCAGCCGGGUUUUUAUGUACAUAUUGCGGUUUUCAUACCUGCACCUACAGUGCUUUACGAGUGUUUUAUGUGCGCACAUAUCUAUACGUUAUCCUGAUGUAUACUGUAUAUAAGUAGGUUAUAAAUUGGAAGGGUGUGUAUUUGCAAGAGAGUUAAGCUCCUUUAAUGCACACUGCACUGCAAUGUUGACGUCAAGGCCCAAGAAGCGUGCGGCCUAUGAAACUAUCUGAGGAUUUUACAUCGUGCCUGCUGAAACGCCAAAGAAUUUUAGGAUUCCUCAGCCCUCAGGCUUAUAACUGCUUUGGAUGCUGCCUUUUUUAUUGUUGGUGUUUUAUAUCCUAUGUGUUGUUUUAUUCUUGGAUCCUGAGGGGCAUGUGUUUUAUAAACCGUCUGUUCUGUAGUUUAGAGAUUAAGAAAGGACGUGGGAUAUGUAAUCCUUAAAUCACGGAUGUCCACACUCGGUCCUGGUGGGCCGGUGUCCUGGAGAGUUUACCUCCAACUCUAAUCAAACACACCUGAACAAGCUAAUCAAGCUGUUACUAGGUCAGGGGUGUCCAAACUCAGUCCUGGAGGGCCGAUGUCCUGCAGAUUUUAGCUCCAACUUGCCUCAACACACCUACAAGGAUGUUUCUAGAAAGCCUAGUAAAAGCUUCAUUAGCUAGCCCAGGUGUGUCUGAUUGGCGUCGGAACUAAAAUUUGAAGGACAGCGGCCCUCCAGGACCGAGUUUGGACAUGCCUGUGCAAGGUAUACUAGAGACUUCCAGGCUGGUGUGUUGAAGCAAAUUGGAGCUAAAGUCAGCAAGACAUCGGCCCUCCAGGAGCGACUUCGGUCACCCCAGCCUUAAAUAGUUAACUGCAAACAAUUGAAGUGCCUGAGACUUUUACCUCUUAAUCACAUGUACAAGAUGAUAAUCUUGGUGAGGAUCCACAACAAUCCUUCCCUGUUGAGGUGCAAUCACGCGGACAAUGUUUUGCUACAGCAAAGCAACAGAUCGAUUGAUUUAUUUAGCUACAUUUAGUGACAUAGUCAUGUGAACAAGUUAGGAGACUUGAAUUGCACGUCCAUAUCUGGACAAUAUGGUCCUUGGCAGGUCUUAAAAUCUCGAAGAUAAAACCUCAAACGGACAACACACAACAUCUCAAAGUGGGUCAUUAAUUAUUUACCAAAGAUAGAAAGAUAGAGGGAUGACAACCUGAAGGCAGCCUAUGAUUCAGAUGUCUGUAGGUCCACUUUUAGCAGCAGUGAGUUGAAGUUCUCAUUUUCUGCAUGAAAGUUUUUUGCAAAGCGUUUCAGUCAGGAUGAGCUCUGGACUUUGACUAAGCCAGGGGUGCUC